This is a messenger RNA of Malus domestica (apple), 1351 nucleotides long. RefSeq names its product zinc finger CCCH domain-containing protein 14-like. Gene Ontology annotation, molecular function: metal ion binding; mRNA binding. The record is from RefSeq and is a predicted model, not a curated record. NCBI's taxonomy places the organism in Eukaryota, Viridiplantae, Streptophyta, Magnoliopsida, Rosales, Rosaceae.
CGCUUUUCCCCUGUUUCGCGAACCCUAGACAGUUCAAUUCAAUCUCCCUCUCUUUCUCUCUCCUAGGGUUCCGUUUUCUACAACUUUCUCGCGGUUUCGGGCUCUCUGUGAGCGGUAAUGGAGUUCGGAGGAGGUGGCCGGAAGAGAGGCAGGCCGGAAGCUGGGCACUUUAAUGGCAAUGGCGGCUUCAAGAAAUCCAAGCCAGAAAUGGAGUCCUUUCAACCUGGUAUAGGAAGCAAAUCGAAGCCAUGCACAAAGUUUUUCAGCACUUCUGGGUGCCCUUUUGGUGAGGGAUGUCAUUUCUUGCAUUAUGUUCCUGGUGGCAUCAAAGCGGUGUCUCAGAUGACUGGUAGCAACCCAACUCAUCCUCCUCCUCCUAGAAAUUCAGCAGCCCCACCAUCAUUUCCAGAUGGUUCAUCUCCUCCAACUGUCAAGACACGGUUGUGUAACAAGUACAACACAGUUGAAGGUUGCAAGUUCGGGGAUAAAUGCCAUUUUGCACAUGGUGACUGGGAGCUUGGUAGGCCCACUGCUCAAUCCUAUGAAGAUCCUCGUACAGGGGGAGGAUUUCCGGGCAGGAUGGGAGGUCGGAUGGAGCCUCCCCCGCCAGCACAUGGAGCUGUAGCAAGUUUUGGGGCCACAGCCACAGCUAAGAUCAGUGUUGACGCUUCACUUGCUGGAGCCAUAAUUGGGAAAAACGGUGUGCACUCAAAGCAAAUUUGUCGUGUGACUGGAGCGAAGCUUUCUAUAAGAGAGCAUGAAACAGAUCAUAAGCUGAGGAACAUUGAGCUUGAGGGAACCUUGGACCAGAUUAAAGACGCAAGUGCCAUGGUUCGUGAGCUUAUUGGGAACGUGAGUUCAGGUGCUGGAGCUCACAACAUGAGGAACCCUGCUAUAUCAGCCUCAUCUGCGGCAAGCAACUUCAAGACUAAGCUUUGUGAGAACUUUACUAAAGGUACAUGCACCUUUGGGGAUAGGUGCCACUUUGCACAUGGACAAGAAGAGUUGCGCAGGUCGGGGAUGUGAUUUCUUUCAAUACCUCUUUCGUGUUCUCUUACCGUUCUGUUGUAGGAUACACUUAUUACAGCAUUAAUUUUGUGUUUGUUAAAUUUUUCCAAGAAUGCAGCUUCCUUAGUUUUCUAGGGUUUAAUAUUCGGAAAAUUUAGUAGUUUUUCCACCCGUCUUUCGGAGUCAAGUUGAGAUCUCUUGGUUGAACUAAUCUAGUGAAUAGUGAUAAGAACAGGCCGCCAGUUAGCAUCUGCAGUGGCAAAUGCUAAUCCUGGCUGCUUGAAUGUGUUCAUUUUGUUUUUAUCAGAUUAAAGGAAAAUGAGAUGUUGAUUUUGUGCUCACA